AUUGGUAGAAGAUAUCUUGGAAAUGGAUUACAGGGGAUUAUCAAGUUGGCGAACUAUGCGGUCCAAGAUUUAGAUUUCUCUUUCGAAUGGGAGCCCUGAUUGCCACAUCUUUGUCUGAGCGGCUUUAAUGCACAAACCGGAGAAUUCAUGCUAUCCAUGCAUAUCCAGGUCCAGCUAAUCUCCACCAAAUGCCUUGGGAUAAUUGAUUUCUUUGGUUGUAGUCUAUAAGUUGACAUUUGUCCAUAAUACGAAUCCGACAGGGUGGAAACUUAAAACUAUUGACUUCAUGUAUUAGUAUGGAUAUUGGAGAACGAAGCAGUAAAAUGCACCUCUACUUCAAUUUGUGGUGAGGGUUCUGAAAUUAUGAUGCUCCAACUACCAGCUCCAAAACAAAAACUAUUCAUCACUGUCGCUUGGUCUUUUGACCUUACUGUCCAAUUUUUGUAUCACCUUGAACACCGAUUGCUAGUGACUUUACACUUGCAUUUCCAGAAUGUGAACCGCAAGGCUGAUUGCGCUAACUGCCAAGUGCAAAAGUAAAUGCCUUGAACGUUCAUGCCCCACAUUUUUGUAUUCAUGCAGGCUUAAAACCCAACCUCUGUGAACCUGCCGUCCUCUUGUAAACAUUCAAAAUGCAGAGCGCUGCACUUGCUCUGUAUCCUUCAACUCCAUUCUUCAAACCUCUAAAUAAAAACACCAACCCCAGAUAUAGUCCGGUAUCGGACCUGUCUUCUCUAAAGCCAUUAGAUCUCAGUUCCAUACAUGGACUUUCAUGUCAAAAAGCUUGUUAUCUUUCUUCGUGGUCAAGCUUCAAUGCUCGAAUCCCUGAGUCAUUCCUCGUUUCAAAUGGAAGAUAUGACGAUAGUUUUAAGGUCAGAGAAGCAUUGGUUCCUGAAAACAUAGGUGAGACAAAGGAUUCUAGUGGUUUGUCUAGGACCUUGCAACUUGGAGCCAUGUUUGCAAUUUGGUAUCUUCUGAACAUCUACUUCAACAUUUCCAACAAGCAGGUUCUGAAGGUCUAUACAUUUCCAGCAACAGUUACAGCCUUCCAAUUAGGCUGUGGGACUCUGAUGAUACUUAUAAUGUGGGCAUCUAAUCUCUACCAUAGACCAAAGCUUUCUCGUUCACAGCUUGCAGCAAUCAUUCCAUUGGCUGUGAUUCACACUCUUGGUAACCUUUUGACCAACGUUAGUCUUGGGCAAGUUAAUGUCUCAUUCACUCACACUAUUAAAGCAAUGGAGCCCUUCUUCACUGUCUUAUUCUCAGUUCUGUUUCUUGGAGAGUGGCCUACUCUGUGGAUAUUAUCCUCCCUCAUACCAGUUGUAGGUGGGGUGGCUUUAGCCUCAUUCACUGAGGUAUCUUUUAAUUGGAUUGGUUUCUGCAGUGCAAUGGCUUCCAAUGUGACUAACCAAUCGCGUAAUGUGCUUAGUAAGAAGUUCAUGGUUAGAAAAGAGGACACCUUGGACAAUAUCAAUCUCUUCUCUGUGAUAACCAUAAUUUCUUUUAUCCUUUUGGUUCCCACGGCCAUUUUACUGGAAGGUUUCAAGUUCACUCCAUCCUAUCUACAAUCUGCUGCAAACCAAGGUUUGAAUGUUAAAGAGCUCUGCAUAAGAUCUCUUCUGACCGGAUUCUGUUUCCACAGUUAUCAGCAGGUCUCCUAUAUGAUACUGCAGAUGGUAUCACCAGUUACCCACUCUGUAGGAAAUUGUGUGAAGAGAGUUGUGGUCAUCGUCUCUUCAGUUAUCUUCUUCCAAACGCCUGUUUCACCCAUUAACUCCCUUGGCACUGCCGUGGCUCUAACUGGAGUCUUCUUGUAUUCAAAAGCAAAGCGAAUGAAGCCAAAGCCGAAGGCUGCCUGAGUUGUAUUUAAAAAAGGUGGCCAAUAUCUAAUCAUACAACAGAGAAUCUUAACUCCAAUCAGCUGAUGUAAAGUUUCUUCUUUUAUUGACAAAUGAUCAUAAAAUGUGCUACCUUUUGCACCCUUUUUUCUUUAAAACCAAAUGUAAACAAGUUACCCCUGAAAAGCCUUUUAGGUUGCAGCAAUGGCUAUUCAAUCAUAUUGGAUUUGAUCAAUUGGCCACCUUUUAAUCUCUUUCUGAUCUUAAAAUCCUUCCAAGGCAGGUCAUUUUCAUGUGCACUUUGGCUAUGGGAAACCAAAUC
Molecule: messenger RNA, 2160 nt
Organism: Theobroma umbraticum
Lineage: Eukaryota; Viridiplantae; Streptophyta; Magnoliopsida; Malvales; Malvaceae
Product: phosphoenolpyruvate/phosphate translocator 2, chloroplastic-like
Biological process (GO): transmembrane transport
Cellular component (GO): membrane
Molecular function (GO): transmembrane transporter activity
Source: RefSeq, a predicted model, not a curated record